Dacryopinax primogenitus is the source of this 756-nucleotide messenger RNA. RefSeq lists its product as uncharacterized. The transcript is spliced from 2 exons. NCBI's taxonomy places the organism in Eukaryota, Fungi, Basidiomycota, Dacrymycetes, Dacrymycetales, Dacrymycetaceae. Bases 1 to 756 code for a protein of 251 amino acids. The record is from RefSeq and is a predicted model, not a curated record.
AUGUCCUUGCGACUUCUGCCCGAUGGGACCUCCCUUCCCGCAUCCCUGUCGUUCCCCAAGCUUCGAUAUCUCUCUCUUGAUACCUCCUCAUCUUCUCUUGCGUUUUUGUCUCGAUGUCCGGCCCUGGAAUGUGUCAAGCUGUUCUAUUACCCGGGAGCGGUGUAUGCGUUUGGUUUCAAUCAGUUCGAGGAUAUGUGCCAGGCCUUGAAAAGGGGUGGAUCAAACAAGACGCUACGCAUUCUCGAUUUUGCCGGACAUUCAUGGAGCACUCGAUUAUAUCUGCUCGCUGCUACGAAACUCACUCAGCUGCCAUUGGAAAGCCUGGAAGUCGUCAAUAUGAACCAUAGCCCCCUCAAUCAUCCGCCCGAGCUUCUCGAAGAUGUUAUCAAUCAGCUCCUGAAUUCGGUACCAACGCUGCGCGCGCUUGGCCUACUCCAAACAACACCGGGCUACGAUCCAUCAGGUGACGAUCAAGAUCAAUGGAAAUUGCGCAGCAUCGCGUGGGAAGCCGGAAUCGUGGAACACAUCUGGCCUCGUGGACCAAAGCUUGACUACAUAUCCUUUGCCGGGAAGGAAUCAGGCAUUGUACGACGCCUGUGGACAGCUGAUAUAAUCAGCAGCCCACACGACCCCACGAAAACAUCGUACCAAGCAAGGUUGUUGCAAGAAACAGUCUUAUGCGGCUCCAGAUUCGAAGGUGCACAUUCUGGGUUUCCACUUGCCGUGGAUGAGGCUUGGGCAGAAUUUGUGGACUAG